Molecule: messenger RNA, 4029 nt
Organism: Athalia rosae (coleseed sawfly)
Lineage: Eukaryota; Metazoa; Arthropoda; Insecta; Hymenoptera; Athaliidae
Product: putative pyridoxal-dependent decarboxylase domain-containing protein 2
Exons: 10
Coding region: 71-2479 (802 amino acids)
Biological process (GO): carboxylic acid metabolic process
Cellular component (GO): intracellular membrane-bounded organelle
Molecular function (GO): pyridoxal phosphate binding; carbon-carbon lyase activity
Source: RefSeq, a predicted model, not a curated record
AUCAAUGACGCGUUAAUUAUUGGGGCCUUUAGGUACGCAAUUACGCCCCUAAGCCACGACUACUGCCACGAUGGCCGAGGAGGUUGACACAAACAGUAAAGCGGUGAUGGAAAAUAUAACGGAAAAUGCUCUUGAGGUGACCGCCGCCACAGCAAAGUCCAGAGACAACGAGGUGGGUGCUUUAGAAUUUCAGGCCUCACAGGUUAUUUCCCGACUCGAAGAAGCUGUUGAAAGGGCCGCAGAUGGAGGUGGAAAUACCUGGAAUAAUCCAUCCGGAUUUUUAUCCCAAUCAAAAAGUCCUGAAGAAAUAUUGUCACUUAUUCAGGAUUUAGUGAUCCACGAAGAUGCACCAGCGCAAAUUACUGAGGAGGAACCCACAGAACCUCCACCAAGUCAAAUAACGACUUUGCCAACACUAACUGAUGCUGCAAAAUUAGCUCUGGUAGCUAACAGCGUUGCUGCUUAUGCCGCUGCAUUACCAAGACCACAUGCACAAAGAUUAGCUGGUCGUUUGGCUGCUGAUACAACGAGAUGGUUGAGCCAUAUUUUCAGAUUCGUUGAUUGUGCGUCGUCCUUCCAUGAUGACCAUUUAGAGGGCUUGAUAAGGGUGACUCGAUUGGCACUGCACAGAAAAUAUCCAAGAUAUAUGGAAGAUGGUUUUACGGCACUGGCAGCCUCACCACCUUUAAUAUACAGCUCUGCAGCUGCACCACUUGCAGUAGUCCAACAUCUGUGUCGGCAGCUAUCCUUGCCGUUGCACUGCAUGCGUCCCAUUCCACAUAACACAAUGUUUGGUUCAAGGCAUAGUAUGGAUGUAUCGGCUCUCGAAAGACGCUUAGCUGAAGACAGUCAAUCAAAUAGUGUUACACCUCUACUAGUUCUAGCAGAAGCAGGUUCCAUGUUAACAGGGCACUGUGACAAUGUGACUCGGCUACGGGAAAUCUGUGAAAAAUACAAUGUGUGGCUCCACUUAAGAGGGCACUCUUUAGCAGCUUUAACUUUAAAUAACUCUACUAAGGAUUUGCCUUCAAAAAUAGCAGACAGUGUAACAUUGCCUUUAGGAAUUUGGUUGGGAAUUCCAUCCUUGCCUGUGGUCACAUUGUAUAGACUAACCGACACCAAGGGAGGACGUCCUACCCCCAGGGAUACUACGCUAUCGUUAGUUUCAGGCCUGAUGUCCGAUUCUCUAUCGAGGCGCCUACCAACGCUGCCAUUAUGGGCGGCUUUGCAAGUGUUGGGUCGGGAUGGUAUUCAGAAUAGAUUUAAACAAUGUUUCUUAGCCGUUGAAGAAUUGUACAACAAAAUUAAGAAAUUCAAUUGCAUCCGGUUAUUGAGUCAAACACCUGGAGGAGAAAACGGAUCGUACACGAUAAAUGAAUUGUUGGCAAACCCUGUUGGGAGUCCUCAACUGUAUGAAAUAGUUGCGAGCUCCUUAGUUUUACAAUUCAUUCCGGCAGAUCGAGAUCCACAAGCUACGGAUCGCGUUCCACCUUAUUACGACAAGUUAAAUUCUUGGCUUGGUCAGACUCUCCCCCGAGAUGUUGAAAAUGUGCAAAUAGAAUUAUGCGAAAUUGAACAGCACGGAGUUGCUAUCCGCAUUUGCCCGAUAGAAUGUGCGGAUAAACCACCCACAAGCGAAGACAUCGAUAACGUUGUCGCCUGUUUGGAACAGCAAAUCGAAAUCUUAUUGGCAACCGUUGAACACAAAGAAACGUUUAUAAAACUAGUAUCAGAAAACGAUUCGCUUCAUUUGGUCGAAAUGGCUGGAUGGGCAGGUUUAGGUGGAGUUCGUUACGCCCCUCCGACUUGGGCAAAUGUUAUGACUGACCAAGCUAAAGAAGAACUGAACCGAUUAAAUACACAGUUGGUUGAGGCACUGAGAAGCACUGACGCGGCUUUUUCUUUAGGCGAGGGUGCCGACGGAUUAGCCUGUGUACGAUUCGGCAUGGUUACUCAGGAUACUGAUGUUGCUGAAUUAUUAUCACUAGUCCUACAAGUUGGUCAAGAAGUCGAAGCUAGCUCUAAACUAUUAGAUACAAUGUCAGAGGUGGUUAAGCGAGGAAUAGAGGCCGCGCAAACUGAUUUGGAAAGAGAAAAUGCAGAAAAAUUAUGGCAGGAAGGAAUUCUAAGACACGUACCUGUAGUUGGAACUUUCGUUAAUUGGUGGAGCCCGCCUAGUAAAGAAGCUGGUGUACGAGGUCGGAGUUUGAACUUGCAAGCUGGUGUGGUUGAAAGCACGGAAAAUAUAUACAAAUACCAUAUGCAGUUGCAACCAAAUUCAACAAAUAGCAAUGGUUCGGGAGCAAGAACACCUCCACAACCGUUAGUCCAAACUCCAGUUGGUGCCAACAGUCAAAGUCACAGCCGAUCGUCAAGCCAUUCCAGUCUUCAGAGUGGUAAAAGUGUAUUAUCAAUUUCUAAUGCGAUGCCACCUCAACCUCAAGUCAAAGAAGAACCUACGGAGAAAACAGAAUCGUAGUGUACUUCAUUAUAUUGAAUCACAAGUGUAAUUAUGCAGCAGCUUCCGAAUGAAAUGUUCCUAAAAACCAACAUUGAACAUAAACGUAGCCAACAUCAUGCUUCUGAACUGAGUUCAUCGCAAAGUUUUAUUCCCUUAGGUGGACUGAACUAAAAAAUAAAAAAAAACAAGAGGGCUUGGCAAAGUCGAUUAGUUAAGAGGUAAUACCGCUGAUAAUAGAUGAUGUAACUACGACUGAUUUACUAACACUUGUUCUAGUUUUACCUAGCAAUGCUUAAUGAAUUGGGAUCAUAGUAAUGCAUGUCGAUUGUUUCUUAUAAAAACUUUGUAAAUUAUACAUUUUGUUCGGCAGUCCGCUAUAUGAUAAUAAUUUAAGGCUCCUUACUUCUAAGUCAGUGGUACACUUUAAAAGUGAAUAGGAUUUGAAUAUCCAAAAUAAGGCAAUGCAUAUAAAAUUUGCAUUGCAAAACAAAAAUUGACAAGAUUUUAUAGAACUUAUUGAUGAUUCACUGUUUAAACUGAACAUACUAUGAUAACUCAACAACAAUAAUUGAAAAAAUAGGUCAUCGGUAUUACUUUAUUCGACCAGCAAAAGUGAUCCCUAAAAUCAGCACACAAAUCAAGGAAUUGCAUAUGAACCUUACAAUCCCUGUAUUAAUAAUGCACCAGAAAUAUGAUAAUCGAAUAUGACGUCGCUUGCUAGUUUGCCUAUGAAGGAAAUUAGAUAGCCGUACAAUAUGUAUUAAUAAUGAAAUCACAUCACAGGGAACAAGUGUCGAUAACAAACCAGCAAUUACUAAUUUGAGCCCAAAUAAAAGGUAUAAUAAAAUUCCAUAGAGUAACGGACUAUAAAGUUGAUCCCAACAAACAAAUAUUAGUUACAUCUAAUGCAUAGAUAUAUAUUAUUUAAAAAUAAGAAUACAUUAUUUUCACUUUGAAAACAAAAAAAAAUGGGGUAAAGUUAAUAAUCCUUCAUCAAAUUGCAAUAUUCAAAACAGAUUUAGAUAGAUUUUAGACAUCAUUAUUCUGAAGCACAACUUAUGCUUAAAAAUACAGCAUGUGAUAACAUGACUCAAUUGUGAUUGUUUUAAGUAUUAAUAUUACUUUUUUUAAAUUUACAUCUACGUGUUUUUCUUGAAUGGUGACUUAUAAAGCCUGUUCUUCUACCAAGUAUCUGAAUUUUUAUCCGAACAGAAUGGAAAAAUAAUAAUAAUCAUAAUAGUUGAGUGAUUCAAACCUACUUUGGUGCACUAAAGAUUUUAAUAGCCUUGCCCCCCAAUGAAAUAUUGGAAUAAAUCCCGUAAUGUUAAUUACUUAUUUAUACAUAAUCCCACUUUUAAGUAUUUGGAUAUGAAUACAGAAAAAAAUUGCUUCAAAUUAUUGAUGAGACACGAUUGAACAGAAACGUCUAGUGAAAAUAAAAAUUUAAAUUAAAUGAAGAAAACAGUUGUUGACAGAUAUCUAGAAUAAAUUACGCUCGUAUGUAUAUUUAUGUACCGAACUGUUGUAAUAAAGUAUUGCUACUUAAUAAACUAUUAUUGAAAAAAUAA